GGGCCUGCCCGUCACCGCUAGAGGACACGGGCAAGAUGGCGGCGUGUGCGGCCGCGCUGCGGCGCCUGGCCCCGCUGGCCCCCCUGGCCCCGCUGGCCCCCCUGGCCCCCCGCCCGCCGGCCGGCCUCCCGCCGCAGCAGCGCAGGGGGAUCCGCCUCUCCGCGCCCGCCCGUAUACAGGUGACGGUGCGGGACGCGCUGAACCAGGCGCUGGAUGAGGAGCUGGAGCGGGACGAGCGCGUCUUCCUGCUGGGCGAGGAGGUGGCCCAGUACGAUGGUGCCUACAAGAUCUCUAGGGGCCUCUGGAAGAAGUACGGGGACAAGAGGGUGAUGGACACGCCGAUAUCCGAGAUGGGCUUUGCAGGAAUCGCUGUCGGAGCUGCCAUGGCAGGGUUGAGACCGGUGUGUGAGUUCAUGACGUUCAACUUCUCCAUGCAAGCAAUUGACCAGGUGAUAAACUCUGCUGCCAAGACCUGUUACAUGUCAGCAGGAGCCAUCAGCGUUCCCAUCGUUUUCCGGGGUCCCAACGGGGCGUCGGCAGGAGUGGCUGCUCAGCAUUCCCAGUGCUUCGCUGCUUGGUACGGGCACUGCCCCGGCCUGAAAGUGGUCAGCCCCUGGAGCUCAGAAGAUGCCAAAGGUCUGCUGAAAGCAGCAAUCCGGGACGAUAAUCCAGUUGUGAUGCUGGAAAAUGAAUUACUGUAUGGUGUUCCCUUUGAAUUGUCUGAACAGGCACAAUCAAAGGAUUUUGUUGUUCCAAUUGGAAAAGCUAAAAUAGAAAGGCAAGGAACUCACGUUACGUUAGUGUCACACUCAAGACCAGUUGGCCACUGUUUGGAAGCAGCUGCUGUACUUGCCAAAGAAGGUGUAGAGUGUGAGGUAAUAAAUAUGCGAACCAUUCGACCAAUGGACAUUGAAACAGUGGAAGCCAGUGUUGUAAAGACAAACCAUCUUGUCACUGUAGAAGGAGGUUGGCCACAGUUUGGAGUAGGAGCUGAAAUCUGUGCCAGGAUCAUGGAAGGAUCUGCCUUUAACUACUUGGAUGCUCCAGCUGUGCGUGUGACCGGUGCAGAUGUGCCUAUGCCAUAUGCAAAAAUUUUAGAAGAUAACUGCAUCCCUCAAGUGAAGGAUAUCAUAUUUGCAGUGAAGAAAGCUUUGAAUAUCUAAGCUGUAAAUACGUUUUAAAGUCUUGCUUUAAAAAGUAUCAAUGGUGUAGGGCAAGUCGUGUGCAUAACUUUGUUGUAUAACUCCAUCAACUUUUGUACAGUGGGGAAAGUACAGAAUAUUUAUAUGGGGUGACCCUCUCAGCCACAGUUUGUAUAAGCAACAACGUGGUAAUGCUUGUUUGUUAACCAUGCAGGUGGGUUAGUGCUAUUGUAUGUGGAGAAAUCCAAUUCUAAAUUCAGAGUGAGGGGGGGAAAAAAAAAAAAAAAUCUUCUGUUUCUGCUUGGCUUGUGUUAAACUGCCUGUAGUAGUGGCUGAGUGAAGAACUGCAGUGAGCAGAAGUCCAGCCUGGGAAUGUGCUCUGCAGCUCUCUAGGAGCCUGUGGCCACAAGGCUUAUUAAAGGUGAAUGAUGAAACUGGAGUGAGUGAAGCCUUGCUUUUCCAUUCAGUGAAGUGCAGCUGCCUGCACAACGUGGCCUCAGAGUAUGGUCUAAGGGGUGGCUGGUGUGUUCAGUCUGAGGAGCACUCGGCUCACUCAGGGAAGCUUCUGCAUACAGAGAUCAGUAUGUGGUGGGAAGCACUACUGAAUUUUUCUUCACUAGCUACCACAUACAGUGAUAAAAAUGGACUUGCCCAGAUGCUUUGCUUUAUGUAUUUUUUUUUUUUCAACUCAACACGUGGGCUAACAGUGGCAGGGUCAAACUACAGUUCUUACAGUGCAAAGUAAGUUAUUGUAUCCAGACACAGGGAGGCUGGGUCUGCAGCAGCAGCACAGAUCAUGCUUGAUGAGCUGGGAAAGCCUGGCAGCAGCUUCCAGACAGGUCACCACAUGGCAGGGUUUAGCUGAGGGGCCAGUCCUGACAGGCAGCAGGAGCCCUGCCAGGCCUUGCUCAGCAGCUCUGGGUACAGAGUGGAAGCUGCCAGGAGUCUGUGCAGUGUCACUGGCUCCACAGCCCCUGACCUGCUGCAGAGGUGAUACUUACUCUGUAAGUAGACAGAAGAGCUUGGGUCCUAUUUCAGUCAAGGACCAGGGUUGCCUUUCAGUGUAUUCCUUUUAGGAGAAGUGCUGCUGGAUUCUUAGGAAGUCUGGCCUGCAGGUGAAAUCCCAGCUGCAUAUACCCACCACCACACUGCUGAAGGAAUUCCAUUAACAUUUUAAUAAAAAGGACCGAAUAUCACAGGUUACAUGAAACUUUGUACAGACAUUCUCUGCAUAGUAACAAACACUGAUGUACUUGAAUUUAAAAAAUGGAUUAUCUAUAAUCCUUUAAAGUGCAAUUUGUUUAAGUUUGUUUUGUUUUUUUUUUUAAUCAAAAAGGAUCUUUCAAUAAAGUUUAAGCUGUAGAAUUAA
This is a messenger RNA of Apus apus (common swift), 2511 nucleotides long. It is a transcript of the gene PDHB, whose product is annotated as pyruvate dehydrogenase E1 subunit beta. Gene Ontology annotation, biological process: pyruvate decarboxylation to acetyl-CoA. The record is from RefSeq and is a predicted model, not a curated record. Gene Ontology annotation, molecular function: pyruvate dehydrogenase (acetyl-transferring) activity. The transcript has 9 exons. Lineage: Eukaryota; Metazoa; Chordata; Aves; Apodiformes; Apodidae. The coding region runs from base 36 to 1163 and encodes 375 amino acids.